CGACCGCCGCAUCCGACAUGGUCAUCUUUUAAUCCGAACGUGCCACAUUGUGGUGCUGUGCUGUCCUUGGUGCUGAAAACAGACGUCAGCAGAUGACUACAAUGAAGCUUGAUGGUCCUGUCAAUGCUCAACAGAUAACUUUCUCUCUCACUAUGUGGGGAAAAACUAACAUGGCUUUCCACUAAACCGGAAACAGAAGCACAGGCAACAGGAAAAAAUCAGAUCUACUUCCAUCACAUGGAUGAGGAAUAAUUCAGCAUCCACAGUGUUGUAGACGACUAUAUACCCAACAGAACUGUCACAGAACAUCAGAGAACCACAGUCUUGCCCUCUUCCUUGCCUUCCUUUCUCUUUUUCCCCACUUUGACCUCACACCCUCAGUAUGAGUGGGCUAGUUGGGAAGCUGGACCCUCGCAGGAUACAGUGGGGCUCAGCCUGGAACACUUUUGCGUCCCGUGUCCUGAGGACCAAACCUGUGGAAUCCAUGUUGGAUUCAUCCAUGUCGGGCACCAGCUCACAUGGCACCAGACUGGCCCGGGUGUUAUCCACUGUGGACCUAGUGUCACUGGGAGUGGGCAGCUGCGUCGGGACGGGGAUGUAUGUGGUCUCAGGGCUGGUUGCCAAGGAGAUGGCCGGUCCUGGGGUCAUUGUGUCCUUCAUUAUUGCCGCUGUGGCCUCCAUACUGUCAGGAGUGUGUUAUGCAGAGUUUGGCGUGCGCGUGCCUAAGACUACAGGUUCAGCCUACACAUACAGCUAUGUGACCGUGGGGGAGUGUGUGGCUUUUUUCAUCGGCUGGAACUUAAUUCUGGAGUAUCUGAUCGGCACGGCGGCAGGGGCUUCAGCUCUCAGCAGCAUGGCCGACUCUCUAGCUAAUCACAGCAUUAGCAACUUCAUGAUUUCACACAUUGGAACACUCAACGGACUGGGUAAAGGAGAGCAGUCAUACCCGGACCUGCUGGCGCUGCUGAUCGCGUUGCUGGUGACAGUGAUAGUGGCUUUGGGAGUAAAGAACUCUGUUGGCUUCAACAACGCCCUGAAUGUCAUCAAUCUCAUUGUAUGGGUGUUCAUGAUGAUUGCUGGAAUGUUCUUUGUCAACGGAGAGAACUGGGACGAGGGAAGAUUCCUUCCCUUUGGUUGGUCAGGGGUGAUGCAAGGUGCAGCCACCUGUUUCUAUGCCUUCAUUGGGUUUGACAUCAUCGCUACAACAGGAGAAGAGGCUAAGAGUCCCAACACCUCCAUCCCCUAUGCUAUCACUGCCUCUCUUAUUACCUGCCUCACUGCUUACGUAUCUGUUUCUGUGAUCCUGACACUGAUGGUACCCUACAAUGAGAUUGAUGCAGACGCACCACUGAUGGAGAUGUUUGCCAUGCAUGGCUGUAUGUUUGCAAAGUACAUUGUAGCUGUAGGAUCUAUAGCUGGACUGACUGUAUCCCUCCUGGGGUCACUGUUCCCCAUGCCUAGGGUUAUCUAUGCCAUGGCAGGGGACGGCCUGCUGUUUAAGUUCUUGGCUCAUGUGUCCUCCUAUACAGAGACCCCUGCUGUAGCUUGUGUGGUGUCAGGUUUUCUGGCUGCCCUGCUGUCCCUUCUGGUCAGCCUCAGAGACCUCAUAGAGAUGAUGUCCAUAGGAACUCUGUUGGCCUAUACCCUGGUUAGCCUCUGUGUACUGCUCUUGCGUUACCAACCUGAGGGCGACAUCCACGGCUUUGUCAACUUCCUUUCAGAGGAGCAGAAUAACAAAAGAAAGGAAGGUGUUCUGGCUGAAUGUGAGAAAGAUGCCUGCUCACCAACCAGCGAAGCAGACGAGUAUGGAGGCCUGCCUACUAACACCUGUGGAGCCAAAAAUCUGCCCUCGCUCGGAGACAAUGAGAUGCUUAUUGGGAAACCAGAUAAAAAUGCAUACACUGCCAGCCACCCUAACUAUGGCACAGUGGAUAUGACCACAGGCAUUGAAGCAGAGGAGUCAGAGGGAGGGAUGUCCCGACGGUUGAAGAAACUGAUUGGACCACGCUACUAUACUCUAAGGAUUCGACUUGGCCUACCAGGAAAAAUGGACAGGCCAACUCAAGCCACAGGGAAAACUGUCACUGUGUGUGUGCUCCUGCUCUUCAUCUUCAUCUUCGUUUUCUGCUCCUUUAUCAUUUUUGGAGCAAGCAGUAUUGGAGAGGGUCGUUGGUGGGCAUUGCUGCUAUUAAUCUUCCUCAUCCUCUUCAUUGCCCUAUUGAUCAUCAUCAUCCUCCAGCAGCCAGAGAACCCUAAGCGGCUGCCAUACAUGGCGCCCUGUGUGCCAUUUGUACCUGCUUCAGCAAUGCUGGUUAACAUCUACCUCAUGCUUAAACUGUCGGUCAUCACUUGGAUACGAUUUUCAAUCUGGUGCCUCGUGGGUGUGCUCAUCUACUUUGGUUACGGCAUGUGGAAUAGCACGCUGGAGAUCACAGCCAGAGAAAAUGAGGUGCACGCCUCCACCUACCAGCGUUACGAUCAGGGUGUGGACGAGGGCUUCUGUGGCUUCGAUGAUGAUUUCUACCCCCCUACCACUGACACCUGGGGUGCUCCAGAGGGGGGAUCGGGGAUGACCUCUCCCCCUAAGGCAAAACCUGAAAGUGAUGGGUUGCCAUCAAAAGAUGGAGGCAGAACCAUUGCUAAUAAUAGCCGUGCGGAGGAGGAUCCGAUGGAUUUCUGAAAGAACUGACUUUGUGUUACUCUGAAUGUACUGCCUUGUCUGCUGCCUGAGGGAAGGGAGGGAAAGAGUGUGUGAGUGCAUGAAUGAUAAAGUGUGUGUGUGUGUGUGUGUGUGCAUGCUUGCAUGUGUGUGUACUUGUUUGUGUAUCUAUCCCUUGGGCUAGAUUGUUUCUGGGCAGUGUAACAGCUUGGCUGUUACAUUAUUCAACUAAGCUUAGCAUGUCACUCCCACUCAAAUGUAGACUUCAAGGUCAUGGGUGUCUUGAUCACUUGUUAUUCACUCACUAAAGUCAACUUCCCAUGAAGAAAGGCCAGUUAGAAAAGUACGAACGAAGCAAGAGAUUAGAUAUAAUGUGGAUCACUGCACUGUGACACAAGUGACAUCAUGUACUUCGCAACAUUAUAACUGUUUAUUGACAAGAAUUAUGGGACAAGGGGAGGGUGAUGAUACAGUGCAGAUGAAUCAGCAGCUCUCUUCCUGUUUCAGCUCAGACUGACAGGAAAGUUAGAUGACAGCAUGCCAAGCCCAAAUGACUUCCUGAGGUCACAUCUGACUUUUUCCUGCUAUCUUUUUACAAAAGACAGGAAAAACAUUGCCACACAUGCUGACACAACCAGAAUAAAACUUUGUCCCUUACUAAACAUCUAACCCAAGGGACUUCGAAGUGGAUUUGGAAAAGGGUGUUGAUGUUUUCUGUGACAAAUCGUACUUGGACUGCUUGCAAUAGUGCCUUCAUCUACUGUGUGUGAGUUUCUGGUUCUGUCUGUUUUCUACUUUACGUUUGCCUGUGUAUAUGUGUGUGUGUGUGUGCAUGUGUGUGCGUGUGUGUGUGUGUGUAUGGGGGGGAUUCUAUUGUAUGUGCACUCAAACCUAACCUUUACAUUGAUUAUUAUGUUUGUGUGUGUGUGUAAAGUGGGUUCUUUUAAAUUUUUUUUUUUAAAUGUGUGUUGGUACUUUUUUUUUUUUUUUUUUUUUAUCCUCACCUUGCCCCAGCAUGCAGCACAAAAUCAAUUCACCUACACAUGCUCAUUUGUGUACCUUAAAAGAUUUGACAGCGGUCUGAAGAAGACAAACUGAAGGGUUUGUUGCAAUGAGGCCAUAUUUUGUUUUUAGUCUUUUCUGUGUUCUUUUUUCUCAGUCAACAAGGUUAUUUCUCACUAUCAGUGUUUUGGAAGGAAUAUAUUUUUAGUUCAUUCAAGUAAGUGGAAUUAUUUUAAUACUGGAGGAUGUUAUCUGGAAAGUUAAAUAUCUGAGAAUCUAUUCUCUCUUCUUCAGUUUUUCCCUCUCUGCUCUUCCUUUCUCACAUGUUGUCUACAUGCUUCCACCACUUCUUGGCUCUUCCAACUCAACUCUUCCUUGAUCAGUUUACCAUCUCACUCUGUCCCUAACAUCAGCUUGUCAUCGGGGAGUCACUAGUAAUAGACCAAGGAUUGGUUUUCAGUCUGUAUUGGUAACAGUAAACUAUUUGUGGUCUUUCAAUCCAUUUGCUCCUGUUUCGCUUAAGCACCUGUUCUAUCUCUUUUGUGUACAGGACAUUUAUUUCUCUCCCUGUGGUUCUGCUCCAAGCCUGUAUAUGUGAUCAUUCCUUUUCCCCUAACUCCUCAACUUUUAUGCAUGUGGCUUAAGCUAAAGUUCCUCUCUUUACACAAUACCUGUUGUUGCAGCACCCUGAGGUGGUUGUAAAAACCAUUAAAACCAAACAAUGGAUGCUAAUGGCUCAGUCUAAAAGGCAAAAAAAGUAAAGCUGCCCAGGUUGAGGGUUUCAAUCCAUAUUAGAAUGUAAGGCAAGGCGACCAAGUUUACUUGUAAGAAAAAAAAUGGUUUAUAUAAAAGGCAUUGUAAAACCUAUGCUGUAAAACUUUGUGGGAUUUUUGCAUACACCAAAUAGCAAACUGUUUUGUUGUCAUGUUGUAUAUGGAGGUGAAGGGUGCUCCUUCAAUAGCUUCUGGUGCUGCUGUCUGCCCUGAUUGUUGCCCUUGUACCCUUUUCUUGUGCCCCCUGUUGCUGCAUCAGUCCCUUCCAGGGAAGCCUUAUUUGUCUAAUGCACUAAAUCUAAGGAAGCCACGCUAAGCACUCAACUCCCACUCCUCCCAUAACCAUGCUCAAUAAAAAAAAGAAAAAAAAAAAAGGAAAAAAGGCAUUUAGUGUGGUUAAGUAAAAUGAUUUGCAAUAUGCAAAUGAUGGCAAUUCUUGAGGUUUUUAGGUUGAUUGUCAUGCAAGAACUGGAGCAUCAA
This is a messenger RNA of Melanotaenia boesemani (Boeseman's rainbowfish), 4914 nucleotides long. RefSeq names its product solute carrier family 7 member 14a (gene slc7a14a). Gene Ontology annotation, biological process: transmembrane transport; amino acid transport. The transcript is spliced from 11 exons. Gene Ontology annotation, molecular function: amino acid transmembrane transporter activity. Lineage: Eukaryota; Metazoa; Chordata; Actinopteri; Atheriniformes; Melanotaeniidae. The coding region runs from base 383 to 2680 and encodes 765 amino acids. Gene Ontology annotation, cellular component: plasma membrane. The record is from RefSeq and is a predicted model, not a curated record.